GACCUGACUUGAUCACGUGUUUUGCUACACUUUUGCGUCAUCGCUGCUUGAGUGAAACUUCGAAGUGAUCUUUACUUGAUCAAGGAGUGUGUCUGUCAGCAAACAUGGAGUCAGCUAAAGCAUGUUUUCAAGAUAUUCUCUUGUUUCUUGAUCAUGUUAGCUCUGCUGGUGAAACUAUUGCAGACAUUAUGUCAGAACUGUCGCCUGAACAAGCUGUGGCUCAGAUGCGGUUUACUGAGCUGCAACAUAUGCUGAAUUCUUGUCGUGAGACAGCACAAACUGCUAGGAAGCAGUUUGAGAGACUUGCAAGUCUUGGUACUGGUGAACUAGCACGUGAGGCAAGGCAACAAAUUGAGAAUGAUUCAUUAGAUAGUCAGCUAGUGCAAGUGAUGGUAAGGCAUGCUCGUCAAAGACUGAGUGAUAUCAAGGCAACCAAAGAGAGACUCGCUGGUUUGGGUGCAGCUGGAGGCAUGUCUGUAGCAAUGGUAUAUGCAGAGUCCUUGUUGGGUAAAGGCCAGCAAGCUCAAAUGCUAGUGAAAGGAGCAUUUCUUGUUGGGAUUGUGAGUGGGGUUGCUAUGAUUGCUUUGUUCAUUCCUGGAGUAAGAUGUUUUUUUCCUCUGAUCGGAAAAGGAAUUGUUUCUCCCGCAGCUGUUCAAGUUGUUUUGGGAUUUCUCAGUGCUGGAGGAUUUGCAAUCAGUGAUGCGUUAGAAGAGAAAGUUGAGAAACUUGUAGAUCAACUAAAACAACUGGCAGGUGGUUUUCAAGAGCUGCACAAGAACCUGAGCAAAGUUACUCAAGAGAUUGCUAUCCUAGUUGAGAAAACCGAAACUUGUAAGGGUGACAUGGCUUUGUUGCAGCCAGAACCCUCUGCAACAAGAAACAAGUAUGAAAGUAUGGGAGUUAUAGAAGCCAUGAGGUCAUUCCUUGACGAUCUAGAACAGCUCAAGCCUAAGGCAGAUGCAACUGAUGACUGAAGCAGCUAGAACAACAUUUCUAGAAAUACUAACCUAACUGUAUUGUUGUCAUUUUUAGUUUAUGUUAGUCGUGCAUUGGCUUUUAGUCUAGAUGUUUUCUUUGUUCUAGCUGCAGCGUGUGAUUGUUUAUGCUAUGCCGUAUUGAUUUUACAGCUGAUGGUCCCUUGGUGUUGUAUUACUAUCUCAAG
Messenger RNA from Corticium candelabrum, 1162 nucleotides. RefSeq lists its product as uncharacterized. The coding region runs from base 105 to 974 and encodes 289 amino acids. NCBI's taxonomy places the organism in Eukaryota, Metazoa, Porifera, Homoscleromorpha, Homosclerophorida, Plakinidae. The record is from RefSeq and is a predicted model, not a curated record. The transcript is spliced from 2 exons.